Paramuricea clavata is the source of this 933-nucleotide messenger RNA. The record is from the annotation of a GenBank genome assembly. Lineage: Eukaryota; Metazoa; Cnidaria; Anthozoa; Malacalcyonacea; Plexauridae.
AUGGCUUCACCGCAACAACAGCAAGAUCUAAAGCUCUUCUUCGAGUAUCAAGACAUUGUAGAAAGUGACCCAAAUCGACUCUACUACGUGCAGAAGUUUACCGAUUUUCAAUUCUUCCGCCUGAAUAAUCCAAAGUAUUUAUCGUUCGAUAAAGCCUAUAUCAAGUGGCUACAACUACCCAACUAUCGAACAAUGGCAAGCAACACGUCGAUUAUUGGACAACAACCCACCUUUUUUAAUGAUCCCUUACCACCAGCAUAUACAACUACCACGGCAGCAAAUCUUUACAACAACUAUUACCAUAACGAUUUGUUAAAUAUUAUAAACCCACUAAACCCGAACACUUUACUACCCAACAACGACGAAGUAGAAUAUUUAAUGAACGAAACGACUGAAGUCUUGGAAUCAAGUAGCGACAAUCAAACCCCCCCGACAUCACCCACCAUAUCGACACCACCCCCGGCACCACCACCACUGCCACCACGCAGAACGCCGCUAAAAAACGACAUUCAACAAACCUCUGCUCUCGUUUCCAUAGGAAAAAACAUAAAGAAUUUAAAAGAAAAUUUGAAAAACCGAAAAAGAAAAGCCCAAAAUAAAAGCGGAAGACCGAACAAGCACGUUCAUCUUACAAGAAUUGCCAACGAUCAAGCAGACGAAGAAAAAAUAACUUCGCAAGACCUAAUUCUGUACGCUUUAGAUGGUACUGAAAAAAAACACAAAAUGAUUCUAACUACAAACGACGAAAACAUUGAAACUUAUAACGUAAAACAUUAUCAAUGCUAUUUACAAUUAGCCGAAGAACGUGAGCAAGCCUUGGAAAGAAUUAAAACAGACAAAGACAAACUAGAAAAAUUAUGCUAUUUGGAAAAAUUUACACUCGAAGCAUUAAAAAAUCGUAAAAAUAGAAAACUUGAAAAAGCCCUCUUGUAA